Messenger RNA from Odocoileus virginianus texanus, 4058 nucleotides. RefSeq names its product clathrin interactor 1 (gene CLINT1). Gene Ontology annotation, biological process: endocytosis. Gene Ontology annotation, cellular component: clathrin vesicle coat; plasma membrane; endosome. The record is from RefSeq and is a predicted model, not a curated record. Gene Ontology annotation, molecular function: phospholipid binding; clathrin binding. NCBI's taxonomy places the organism in Eukaryota, Metazoa, Chordata, Mammalia, Artiodactyla, Cervidae.
GCUCCACGCAGCGCCUCUGCCCCGGCGUCUCGACGUGUCACUGGCGGCGCCGCGGCUGUGGCAAGAGAAGGAGCUGACUGGGGGAGUUUGAGGUGGCGGGUGGCGGCGGCGGCGGCAGCGACCCCGGCCUGGAUCUGCCCCGGCGCGGAAGUGUUCUGGAGUCCGUGGGGUACAGGAGAGGGAGGUAGAAGCCCGGCCCGCUCGGGCAAGAUGUUGAACAUGUGGAAGGUGCGGGAGCUGGUGGACAAAGCCACCAAUGUGGUUAUGAAUUAUUCAGAGAUCGAGUCUAAGGUUCGAGAAGCAACGAAUGACGAUCCUUGGGGACCUUCUGGGCAACUCAUGGGAGAGAUUGCCAAGGCUACCUUUAUGUAUGAACAAUUUCCAGAACUUAUGAACAUGCUUUGGUCACGAAUGUUAAAAGACAACAAAAAAAAUUGGAGAAGAGUUUAUAAGUCAUUGCUGCUCCUAGCUUACCUCAUAAGGAAUGGAUCAGAGCGUGUUGUUACAAGUGCCAGAGAACACAUUUAUGAUUUGCGAUCCCUGGAAAAUUACCACUUUGUAGAUGAGCAUGGCAAGGAUCAAGGUAUAAAUAUUCGCCAGAAGGUGAAAGAAUUGGUUGAAUUUGCCCAGGAUGAUGACAGGCUUCGUGAAGAGCGAAAGAAAGCCAAGAAGAACAAAGACAAAUAUGUUGGGGUUUCCUCAGACAGUGUUGGAGGAUUCAGAUACAGUGAAAGAUAUGAUCCUGAGCCCAAAUCAAAAUGGGAUGAGGAGUGGGAUAAAAACAAGAGUGCUUUUCCAUUCAGUGAUAAAUUAGGUGAACUGAGUGAUAAAAUUGGAAGCACAAUUGAUGACACCAUCAGCAAGUUCCGGAGGAAAGAUAGAGAAGACUCUCCAGAAAGAUGCAGUGACAGUGAUGAGGAAAAGAAAGCAAGAAGAGGCAGAUCUCCCAAAGGUGAAUUCAAAGAUGAAGAGGAGACUGUGACGACAAAGCAUAUCCAUAUCACACAGGCCACCGAGACCACCACCACAAGACACAAGCGCACAGCAAACCCUUCCAAGACCAUUGAUCUCGGCGCAGCAGCGCAUUACACGGGGGACAAAGCAAGUCCAGAUCAGAAUGCUUCAGCUCACACACCUCAGUCUUCACUUAAGACUUCAGUGCCUAGCAGCAAGUCAUCUGGUGACCUUGUCGAUCUGUUUGAUGGCACCAGCCAAUCAACAGGAGGCUCAGCUGAUUUAUUUGGAGGAUUUGCUGACUUUGGCUCAGCUGCUGCUUCAGGCAACUUCCCUUCCCAAGUAACAGCAACAAGUGGGAAUGGAGACUUUGGUGAUUGGAGUGCCUUCAACCAAGCCCCGUCAGUCCCUGUUGCUGCCAGUGGCGAGCUCUUCGGCAGUGCCUCACAGCCAGCUGUAGAGCUUGUCAGUAGCUCACAACCAGCUUUAGGCCCACCUCCAGCUGCCUCAAAUUCUUCAGACCUGUUUGAUCUUAUGGGCUCAUCACAGGCAACCAUGACAUCUUCCCAGAGCAUGAAUUUCUCCAUGAUGAGCACCAACACUGUAGGGCUGGGUUUGCCCAUGUCAAGAUCACAGCCUUUGCAAAAUGUUAGCACAGUGCUGCAGAAGCCUAAUCCUCUCUAUAAUCAGAAUACAGAUAUGGUCCAGAAGUCAGUCAGCAAAACCCUGCCCUCUACUUGGUCUGACCCCAGUGUAAACAUCAGCCUGGACAACUUACUACCUGGUAUGCAGCCUUCCAAACCCCAGCAGCCAUCACUCAAUACCAUGAUUCAACAACAGAAUAUGCAACAGCCUAUGAAUAUGAUGACCCAAAGUUUCGGAGCUGUAAACCUCAGUUCUCCAUCGAACAUGCUUCCUGUCCGGCCUCAAACUAAUCCUUUGAUGGGGGGACCCAUGCCUAUGAGCAUGCCCAAUGUGAUGACUGGCACCAUGGGAAUGGCCCCUCUUGGAAAUAGUCCAAUGAUGAACCAGAGCAUGAUGGGCAUGAAUAUGAACAUAGGGAUGUCAACUACAGGGAUGGGCCUGACAGGCACAAUGGGAAUGGGCAUGCCCAACUUAGCCAUGACUUCUGGAACUGUGCAACCCAAGCAAGAUGCCUUUGCAAAUUUCGCCAACUUUAGCAAAUAAGAGAAUAUAAAGGAACAGAUUGAGUGAAGGAUUUUUAGCGGUGUAGAUAGGUGAUGUUGGGAUGGAAAAUGCUAAUCAAUUCCCCUUUCUUUUAUCAGUUAAUUAAAAUAAACCUACAUUAAGAGCCAAAAAGGCUGUUUUAUAAAAGUGAAAUGUCUAGUAUUUUAGAUGGCCAGGCAAGGGCACUUCAGAUAAAGGCAGUCUGAAACAUUUUUCCAGUGAGACCACAAAUGGGGUAGUGAGAUCGUGGAAAGCCUUUAUAAAUUGAAGAGCCAAUUUUAAUAUCAUAAUAUGUGGGAAGACUAGAAUAGGGCUGAAUAAACGUGUUUGAAUCUCUAGUUUUAUACUUUUCUUUUCCUGAAGAACUUGAUUUUUCUGUCCCUGAAUCACCUUGUCACAAUUGGGUCUGUUCCUUUUACUACCACUCUUGAGUCCAUAUAUGAAAUCAUUAAAGUUGGAUGAUCAGUUUUUUAUAAAAAUAUAUAUUUUUGUCCAAAAAAGGCAUACAUAUGUGAUUAUGGCUAAAUCAAAGGUAACUGGAAUGUAUAUACUUUUGCUAAUGUUCCAACAACACUGCUAUUAUACUAUCCAAAUUUUUAUUGUAACAAAACCUCUAAACCUCUUUAAGCAAUUGGUAACAGCUAUGGGACUUUUCCCAUUUCUUCUGCUAUAAUUAUCCUGUGCAGAACUAGAAAAAAUAUUUUUUGGGGGACUGCUCUAUGGUUUCCUUUAAAAGAAAAAAAACCUCCAGUAUUUUUGUUUUUAGCAGUCGUUAUUUACACUUUGCAGUGAUUAACUUGGCAAGACUUCCCUUCCAUGUUUAUCCCUGUAGCCACUGGAGUAAUAGUCAGGAACAGUCAAAAGAGAAAAAUAUUUAUUUUUUUUGGUGUCUUUUAAAAAAAAUUGAAAAGGUGAAAAUUCAUUAAGACCUUAAAUAUAAAUGUAAGAACUCAACAAUGUUGGCUUUUAGAUUUUAUACAGUAUUGUUUUGUUUUGGUUUUGAGUGUAUAUAAUAUGGCAUUAGCAAUAUGGUUCCAAUAGAGGCAAGUUAAAUAUCUAUAUUAUUAAAGGAGACCUGUAGCAGUCAAAGAUUUUAUUGACUUAAUGCAAAUAAAGGAAAUUAAUUAAAAUGUUUUUGUUUUCUUGCUGUAAUUCUGCAUUAAGCUCACAUGAAAAUCAUGAUUCUAGAGUUUGGAAUGCAAAAUUGUUUCACCCUCAAGCUGGGAAUAUUUUUUAAAAUGAAUACUAUAAUACAGGUAUCAAAUUAUUACCUCCCCACUUUGUGUUGAAAUUUUUUAAAUUGAUGAAACUUUGUUUCCAUUGUAUUCAUAAAGUUCUGUUAUACAUAACAUUAAAAUGUUCAUUAAAAUCAAUGUUGAACUGCUUUUUCUUUCAUUAUGUUAGACAUUUGAGACCGUUUGGGGAAAAAAUAAUUAUAAUUUGGGUAAAGUAAUUUUUAUAAAUAAUUUAAAAUUAUUUAAUGACUUCUCUAUUCCUUCCUAUCAGACUCUACUGUUAGGAAUUAAAAAUGAAGCAGCAAAGAUAUCCUGACCCGCUCCAUUUUUGCUAAUGUUCCAUCUACAACAUUUCUAAUUAGGCAGAAAUUCAUGUACUUCUGCUAAGCAGUAAUGAAAAGUGAUUCAUUUGCUGAAUAAGAGAUGAGAGAGAGUGUAAUUAGCUGACUGUGGUUUUUAAUCUUUCAACAAUUCAAUGUGUUUAAAUUAGUUUCAAAGAAUAGGAGCUUUCAAGUGCUGUUACUUCAGAGCAAUCAAACUGGGCUCUGGAAGCAGCAUGAAGAGUAUCUUCACUGAUAUUUGAAAUCUGUAAUCAUGAAUUUUUUCUUUAAAUUGAAAAGUAUAGCAUCACCUUCUCAAAUAUAUACGGUCCUUAAAAGAAAUAGUUUGUUUCUAAACUUU